AUGGCAAUGCCAAUACAGCAGAUGGGUUUGGAUCAACGCUUGGAGCUCAUGGAAUUGGAGCUCCAAAAUUUGCGGCAACGCAACAAUGUGGCCUCGCAAUUGGCCAAUCCGAACCCCUUCGCCAUGCAGAUGCAACAAAUGCAGCAAUUUGCUCCGCAGUUCAUGGGUCCGCCCAUGUUUCAGCUCACCCCGCGGGUGGAGCAGGGCACUCCGACCAUCACAACGGCAGCUCCGACCACCGCCUUGGCGACGGUGAGCCCCGAAGAGCAGGAGAAGAAGCGGAAGGCACAGCAGGAGGCGAUGGCACUGCAUCACGACUUGUUGAUGGCGCAUACCUCGCUGCAAAAACAGCAUGCUGAUCUCAUGAAGGCUCACAAGGAGCUCAUUCAAGCCUUCAAGAACCACAGCUUCGCUGCGGCGGGCGCGGCCAACCCCAACGCCAAAGUGCAAACGAAGCAUCCGGCACUGGGCGUCGUGCGGCUGGACUACGACUACCCGCCAGCGCCCGGAGACUCCGACCAUCCAGCAAGCUUCGGCUAUGACGUCUACUUCCGCUGUGUACCUGGCUUGACCUUCGAAAUGUGCCAGACAGGGAAGUUCACGGAGGAGGUGGAGCGGCGCUUUGCCGAUGCCAUCAAACACUUGGAGGCUCGUGGAGUCUCCGCCAUCACUGGAGACUGUGGCUUCAUGAUGGCAUUCCAAGUGCUCGCGAGGAAGAUCGCGGCGAAGCCGAUUUUCAUGUCAUCGAUGGUGCAGUGCCCCAUCAUCGCAGCCUCCAUGGACCCCAGGGAUCAAAUUAUGGUUCUCACCGCCAACGAGCACUCCUUGAAGCCUCAGAAGGAGAUUCUGAUGAACAGCUGUGGCUUCGACGUGGACGAGCACCGCUUCAUCAUUCACGGCUGUCAGGACAUCCCCGGCUUUGACGCGGUCGCCAAGGGCGAGAAGGUGCCCUUGGACAUUGUGCAACCAGGAAUCGUGAAGAUGGCGCUGAAGCUGAUUGAAGAGAAUCCGAACAUCCGCGGCAUUCUCCUGGAAUGCACUGAGCUUCCACCCUAUGCUGAUGCCCUGCGCUAUCAUACUGGCUUGCCGGUCUGGGAUUCCAUUACAGCUGCGGACUUCUAUGUCGCGGCCUUUCAAGACAAUCCUCGCUUCGGCAUCAACGACUGGCAAAAGGAGUGGGAUGGAGAGCAGGAAGAGUAUCACCUGGGGGCGCACCUCACCAAGGAUGAACAGCUCCUGCUGCAAAACAAGGUCGACACCAAGAAAGACAGGAAGCAGAAGGCAUUGGCGCAUAAGAAGAAGCUGGACAAAGUGCAGAAGAAGGUGCGUAAGCAACAGGCACCGAUCCUCGGGGUCAUCCGCUUGGACUACAACUAUCCUCCUGCCCCCGGGGACAUUGAUUUCCCUGGCAGCUAUGACUAUGAUGUGCUCUUCCGCGUGGUGCCUGGUUUCACCUUCGAAAUGGCCCAAUCCGGCCAGCUGAGCCCGGAUGUGCACAAGGAGUUCAUCCAAGCAGUGGGCUGGUUGGAAGGUAAAGGCGUCUCUGGCAUCACCGGUGACUGUGGCUUCAUGAUGGCCUUCCAACCCUUGGCAAGUGAGAUCGCCUCGGUGCCUGUCUUCAUGAGCUCUAUGAUGCAGUGCCCGAUGAUUUCUAUCGCCUUCGACAAGUACGACAAAAUCUUGAUUCUCACCGCCAAUGAUGAGACGCUGAAGCCACAGAAGGAGACCCUUCUGAAGCAGUGCGGCUUCGACGUGGACGACCGCCGCUUCAUGAUCAUGGGCUGCCAGAAUGUGCCAGGCUUCGAUGCUGUUGCCAAGGGCGAGAAGGUGGACGUGGAGUAUGUGACCCCCGGCAUUGUGUACAUGGUGAAGCAGGUCCUCAAGAAGCAUGCUUCCGUUCGUGCCAUUUUGUUGGAGUGCACGGAGCUGCCUCCCUACGCAGACGCCCUUCGAGCGGAAACCAAGUUGCCCGUCUUCGACGCCAUCACCAACGCGGACUUCUUCAUCUCCGCGCGGCGAGACAAUCCCAGAUUUGGCUUUAACCAAUGGCAGUUGGAUUGGGAUGGCACCCAAGAUGAGUAUGAGUUUGGGAGCAACCUGACAGCGGCACAGGCUGAGAAGCUAUUGAACUAA
Molecule: messenger RNA, 2133 nt
Organism: Durusdinium trenchii
Lineage: Eukaryota; Dinophyceae; Suessiales; Symbiodiniaceae
Source: the annotation of a GenBank genome assembly